AUGGCGGAUGACAUUGGCUUCAUUGGAAUCGGAAAUAUGGGGUACGGGAUGGCAGGGAAUAUUCGGAAGAAAAUGCCCAGUGGCGCAACCCUCUAUGUCAAUGAUGUGGUCCUACCAACGUGCGAACGCUUUGUGAGGGAAUUCGGCGGAUUUGGCCCAAUUAUAAUCGGCGAGACUCCAAGAAAGAUCGCUGAGAAGGCCAAGACGAUUAUCACCAUGCUGCCUGCUGGUAUCCAGGUGAGACAGGUUUAUCUGGAGGGAAAUGCGUCUUUCUUGCAGGCCCCAGCAGACAAAGAUCGCCUCUUGUUGGAAUGCAGUACGAUUGAGGUCAAUACAGCCAAAGAAAUCGGAAGAACAGUCCUGGAGGCUGGGAAGGGCACGUACAUUGAUGCUCCUGUCUCGGGCGGCGUCAAAGCUGCAGCUGCUGGCACAUUGUCAUUCAUGGUUGGCGCUGACGGGCCCGGAGAGCAGGAUAGCAGUCCCAUAAAUCGACGAGCUUUUGAUAUGAUCUCUAUGAUGGCUGACCCGGCCAAGGUUAUCUUCGCCGGUCAGCUCGGGACGGGCUUAGCUGCCAAGAUUGCGAAUAACUACAUUGCUUUCUGUACAUCCCUUGCCACAGCAGAAGCAAUGUCAAUUGGAGUGCGCAGCGGGGUGGAGCCGAAGACGUUGUUUAACAUCAUCAGAGCGUCCACGGGAGAUUCAUGGCAUCUGGGUAUCAAGCCAUGUAUUCCGGACAUCGUCCCUACUGCUCCAUCUAGUAAUGGGUACGCCCCUGCGUUCAAACCCUUUAUGGUGGUCAAGGACCUGGGCCUCGCUCUUGAAGCAGCACGAGAGACGGGGAUUGAGCCGCGGUGCGCCACAGCGGCGCUUGAGACCUACAAAAAAGCAUCGCAGCUCACACGUUAUAAGGACCUCGACUGUACAGCCGUCUGGCUUCUCAUCAACGAAAAGGCCUCACCAAAUCCGGGGACACAGUAG
Molecule: messenger RNA, 978 nt
Organism: Aspergillus puulaauensis
Lineage: Eukaryota; Fungi; Ascomycota; Eurotiomycetes; Eurotiales; Aspergillaceae
Exons: 4
Coding region: 1-978 (325 amino acids)
Biological process (GO): L-valine catabolic process
Cellular component (GO): mitochondrion
Molecular function (GO): NAD binding; 3-hydroxyisobutyrate dehydrogenase activity; NADP binding
Source: RefSeq, a predicted model, not a curated record